AAGUUUUAACAACCCUAAUUUAUCUGGAUCCUUCUUCUCUUCUUCUUCUCCAUAUUUCUUAUCUCCUUUCUCCAUUUUCAAUCAUCGCACUUCUCUCUCUAUUUCAUGAGCUGAUUUUUAAUGGCGAACUGUCUUCGUACUGGUCCUCCAUCGAGGCCUUCCCUUUCCGUUUCAAAAGGCUCCAUAUCGCCCCAACAAUCGCCAACGGGUAUAAUAUGCAGAGUACCCGUUUGUGUUAACGGUAAUUUUUCUAAAAGGCCAGUAAGACUUGUUGCCAAUGGCUCAGUUUGUGGAGUUAGAUUGGAACAAAAAAAAUACGCAAGGAAUUACCAGCAAGGCAAGGUUGUCUGCUUGUUUGGUGGCAAAGAUAAGUCUGAGGGAAACAAGGAGCCAUCGUGGUCUUUUGAGAAAGUAAUGCAAAAUUUCAAGGGACAAUCGGUGGAAGAUGUUCUAAAUCAGCAGAUUAAAAAACAAGAAUUUUAUGAUGGAGGCAGUGGGAAAAUUCCACCUCGUGAUGGCGGUGGCAGCGGUGGGGAUGGCUCUGGGGGAUCUGAAGAUGGAGGACUUGCAGGAGUUAUGGAUGAAACUCUUCAAGUAGUUUUAGCUACCAUUGGAUUCAUCUUUCUGUAUGUUUACAUUAUCAAUGGUGAGGAGUUGACUCGUCUAGCGAAAGACUACAUCAAGUAUCUAUUAAAAGGUAGUCAGAGUGUCCGAUUAAGGAGAGCAAUGAACAAGUGGAAAAAGUUCUACCAGCAACUUACAGAGGUAGAGUUGGUUGAUAAGUUUUGGCUGGAAAAGGCAAUCGUCAACACCCCAACUGUGUAUAACAGCCCUUCAAAGUAUCGACAAAUCAUUAAGACUUUGCAACAAUCAGUUGCUGAUGAGUAAGCUGUUUCUGAAAUAGUUUUUCAGUGGAAAAUUAUGGUGUCGUAUUGUUGGUUUGGGGGAGCAGUUUUGUAUAGCAUUUAAAAUAUGAAGUUGGGAGCAGAGUUUAGAUUGUUGUGGGCAAUAUGAAAUAAUGAUUCUUGUAGUUCAUAGUUUGCAGCUAAUUCAUUAAUCUUUUUAGUAUUUA
Mercurialis annua (annual mercury) is the source of this 1072-nucleotide messenger RNA. RefSeq lists its product as uncharacterized. Bases 121 to 888 code for a protein of 255 amino acids. The transcript is spliced from 3 exons. The record is from RefSeq and is a predicted model, not a curated record. Lineage: Eukaryota; Viridiplantae; Streptophyta; Magnoliopsida; Malpighiales; Euphorbiaceae. Gene Ontology annotation, cellular component: chloroplast.